CUCCGGCAGAUCAGCUUCACGUGGAUUUCCCCCAGACAUCUCACUUGUGCCAAGCGAAGUCGUGUCUCUCUUUGAGAAGAUGCAUUCAAAAUUCAAUGAGGUUGUCUGGCCCAAUUAUUCUUCAUUGCAGUUGGCAAAAACCCUGCGAGCUCAAUUGGUGUUAAUUGAACCAAGUAAAUAUUUCGAGGCAGAGACGUACAUUACACAGGAACGUGCACGGCAGUACGAAGCCGAGGUGAAAAAUGCUUUUGCAUACUGGGCUUACUUGGGCCAUGAAGGCUGCGAACUUCCGGAGAACCUCGUGGAGGAGGAUUUGGAUGACUUUAGUGCAAGCAUGAAUAUGGUGGUGGAGAGUAUUCUGCGCACCUUUGCCCAAAAACUGAACGAAGAUGAGGCGUUACUUGAGCGCCACGCGGCCGAUGGAAUGGAAAAGAAGAAGCGCAUGCUGCUACGACAACAACAGCUACAACUACUACAACAAAAAGAACAGGAAAACGAACCGAAUCAGGAGGAGUCCAUGGAGCAAAAGUCCGAGGAACAAGGCGGGGCCCAGGAAGAGGAGCAGGAAAAGGAGACCGUGGGCUCCGUCUCCUUUCCGGGAUCGCGGCAGUUCAUCCGGGAGCACAUCUUAAAUGUCUUGCGUGAACUCAUAGCGCGGGAUAUGGGUCCCACAAUAGUUUUCAGCUUUGAAUCGGAAGACUGUGGCGACCUUGUAAAAUACGUUGUGGAGCAACUUGAAGAGGCCGAGUCACGCUACCGAAAGACAAACGAGUUUGCGCUAUACAAAGCCCGCAUAGAGCGCGCCGCCGCUGCUCAGGAAGCACGAAGAAAGCAGCGUGAGUCGACGCUCAAACAGAAGCGUCUAACGACUGGAGAUGAUGGCGACGUGGAAGUGGCGGAUCGCGAUAUGAGUGAUGGUGAAGGCGAGGAUGAAUUAUUUGUUGUCCCCGAUGUAUUACCCGAGUUCACAUUUAUCGGCGACAAGUGCACGGUGGAGCCUGAAGUCGUGGACUCACUUAUGGAAGACUGUGAGAAGGAAGGGGAAGAUCUCCUCCUUCGUGCCCUACAACGCGGUAUUGGUAUGCAUCAUGCCGGUGUAAAGGGUAAACUCCGGGCACAUGUGGAGCGUCUCUUCCGAGGACGUCACUGUGGUGUUAUUUUCUCCACAGAAACCCUGGCGCUGGGUAUUCACAGUCCCUGCCGCUCUGUUGUCCUGGCGGGAGACCAUAUUCUUCUUAACCCCACGCAAUUUCGUCAAAUGAUGGGUCGUGCAGGACGUCGCGGCCUCGAUUAUUUGGGCCACCUGGUAUUCCUGGGGAUUACCAUGCGACGUAUCAAACGGCUCAGACAAGCAGCAUG
Molecule: messenger RNA, 1359 nt
Organism: Trypanosoma cruzi
Lineage: Eukaryota; Euglenozoa; Kinetoplastea; Trypanosomatida; Trypanosomatidae
Product: ATP-dependent DEAD/H RNA helicase, putative
Exons: 1
Cellular component (GO): cytoplasm
Source: RefSeq, a predicted model, not a curated record